GGCAGGAUGAAGCGGGCGAGCCGGGCCGCGCCGGGCUGCCUGGCCGUGCUCGGGCUCUUGCUGCUGGGCGCCCUGCUGGGGCUCUGGACGGUGCUUCUGCAGCGGGAGGCGGCGGCGCAGCGGGCGCCGGAGCCGCGCCUCCGCCCGGAGCCGCCCGGCCGGCGGCCGCCCCCGGGGCCGUGGGGCUGGGGGCGCUCCCCGCCGGCGCGGGGCGAGUCCCGCAGCGGGCAGAAAACUUUCCGCGCGCUGCUGGCGGUGCCGGGCCGGCAGGAGCGGGCGGCCGAAGGGUGGUCCCCUCCUCCCGUCUCGCCGCUGCCGGCAGGAGCCGCCUCUCCGGUGCAGCGCGGCAUCUUCUGGAGCCGGGAGCUGGAAGAGCAGGUGCCGCCGGGCUUCGCGGCGGAGGAGGCGGCGGCGUGGCUGUCGGCGGCCCGCGCCGCCCGCGUGGCCUCGCUGGAGCGGGGCGGCUGCGGGCGCAGCUCCAACCGGCUGGCGCGGCUGUCGGACGGGAGCCGCGCCUGUGUCCGCUACGGCAUCAACCCGGAGCAGAUCCAGGGCGAGGCGCUCUCCUACCACCUGGCCGGGGUGCUGGGCAUGCAGGAGCGCCUGCCGCCCAUGGCGCUGUCCCUCGUGGAGCCCCGCGGGCGGCAGUGGGAGCCGGUGCGGGAGGAGCUGCGCGGCUCGCAGUGGGCCGAGGGCGCCGUGGUCAGCCUCACCCGCUGGGUGGACAACCUCACCGACGUGGUGGCCCCCGCGCCCUGGGGCACCGAGGCGGGCGCCGGCCGGUGGCUGCAGCCGCUCUCGGCGGGGGAGCUGGGCUCCCUGCCGCCCUCGCAGCUGGUGGAGCUAGUGCAGUGGAGCGACCUCAUCCUCUUCGACUACCUGACGGCCAACUUCGACCGCCUGGUGAGCAACCUCUUCAGCCUGCAGUGGGACCCGCGCGUCAUGCGCCGUGCCACCAGCAACCUGCUCCGCGCCCCCGACGGCGGGCUCGUCUUCAUGGACAACGAGGCGGGGCUGGUGCACGGCUACCGCCUCCUCGCCACGUGGGACCCCUACAACGAGCCGCUGCUCCGCUCCGUCUGCGUCUUCCGCGAGGGCACGGCGCAGCGCGUCGCCGAGCUCCACCGCCGCCGCAGCGCCGCCGCCGAGCUGCGCCGCCGGUACCGGGCGCGGGAGCCGCUCUGGGCGCGCCUCGGCUUCCUCUCCGAGCGGCAGGCGGAGCUGCUGCAGGCCCGCAUCGACUUCGUGCACCGCCACAUCGCCCACUGCCGCGCCCAGGCCGCCGCGCUCUGAGGGGCCCCGGCG
Molecule: messenger RNA, 1305 nt
Organism: Rhea pennata
Lineage: Eukaryota; Metazoa; Chordata; Aves; Rheiformes; Rheidae
Gene: FJX1
Product: four-jointed box kinase 1
Exons: 1
Coding region: 7-1293 (428 amino acids)
Biological process (GO): cell-cell signaling
Source: RefSeq, a predicted model, not a curated record